UUUUUUGGAUGCAACACACAACCAUGGUCUUGGGGUUUUUACAUUAACAAGACAGCUAAACAUUUGCAACACGCGUAGUUCUAGAUUUAGAAGAGAGAAGGAUUCUGCAACUAUCCUGCGCUAUGCUGCAGAAAACAGUGCGGCCAGGCUGGUGAUGACCAAAGCAAACAUGAAUCCAGAUUGUAGUACGUGGGUCUUCGAGUCGAUGUUACAGGAAAAUGAAGUUCAUUUGCAGCAGUUACAGGCUGAUGAAGUAGAGUUGUGCCAGAUCCUGAGACUGCAGGUAGAAGAGCUCCAGAAGAGGCUUGAUGAGAAAGACAACAAACUCACUCAGGCGAACAAGGUGAUCAGAGCACUGAGGGAUGAGGUGCAGACACUGCAGCAACAGCUGGAGCAGCACAGACGGAAGUACCGUGAUGAUGUAAUUGGACAGAGGGGCCAACCGUGUCAGUGUGGAAGAGGAAAUGACAUCACUGCAUUGACAGCAACUACCCUCCCAGACUGUCGGCCUUGUGAGCCAGAGACGGGUUCCUACGAAGCAGAAACAUCACAGGAGGACCAGGAUGUUACAUCACAGGAUGUUGCAUCACAGAACACUCUGUUCUGCCCUUCUCUGGAAACUAGCAUUGGUGCUGAGGUAUGUGAGAUCCCACCAAACAUCUUCCUGUCCUGUACCUCGGAGGACGACCCAGCAAAUGUUUCAAUCCCUCCUGAUGACGUCAUGCUGACAUCAGCACAGGAACUGGAGGAAGACCCGGCAGAUGAUCUUCCACUGUCUCCUGGUGAUGGUACACUGACAUCAUCAAAGGAACUGAAACUUGAGAAUGACCCGGCAGAUGUUCCACUGCCUACUGGUGAUGGUACACGGACAUCACCAUGGAAACUUGAGGAUGACCCAGUAGAUGUUCCACUGUCUCCAAGUGAUGGUAGACUGACAUCAUCAAAGGAACUGAAACUGUCUAUGCUGUCAGUGAAGCUGCAAGACUGCCGUGACAUGCUGGGGCCUGACGGAGUUUUUAAGAUGCCAACCUCAGAGGACCUCAGAGAUGACGAUUACCAAUGUUAUCAAGAUGAUGAUGGCGAUGACGUGGAUAACAGCCCAGAAAAUGAAGGAUUCAACAUCUGCUCAAAGGACGGAGAACUGUUGUCUGCAGCCGAGGAGAGCAUCGAGGAGCCCAAGGGGCAGCAGAAGAGGAAGAAGAGAGGAAGGAACAGGGUCAAGGCUAAAACUACUAACGCCAAACAUCACACGUGUGCAGAAUGUGGAGAGACAUUUUCAUAUCUUAGCUGGCUAGCUCAACACCUAAGAAGAAAGCACACCAGAAGAAAGCCCUCCACUGCCACUCCACUUGGAAACGUUUCCACUAACUCUCCACAUGAAAAUACACCCAAUGACUCUACACAUGAAAAUGCAUGCAGUGUCGUCCAGGAAGAUUACCAUCCGGAGACAAAUGGAACGACUAUAAAAGUAAAAAAGAUGCAAACCGAAGAGGACUUCAGCGAUGAGGGUGAUGAUGAUGAUGAUGACGACGACAGUGAUUACGACCCAGAAACCGAUGGAAUGCCUACGAAAGGAAAAAAGCUGCAAACCAAAGAGGACGACGACGACGAUGAUGAUGAUGAUGAAUAUGAUCAUAAUGAUGAUGAUGAUGAUGAUGAUGACAACGACCCAGAAACCGAUGAAAUGCCUACGAAAGGAAUUAAGUCCACUGAACGUGAUGUGUGUGGGAAAACUCUUCCAACUCCACAUACUCUUGUCAGUCAGAAAAGAGUCUACCCAGAUGGAUCUAAACAAGGAACUGAAAGAAAACAUCCUCCUCGGUAUUGGGAAUGUGAUGUGUGUGGGAAAAUACUUUGCAAUAAGCAGAGUCUUAAUACUCAUAAACGACGGCACACUGGCGAAAAGCCUUAUGCCUGCAAACACUGUGGGGAAACUUUCAGACAUAACAGUAAUUUUAUCAAGCACCAGAGAUCACAUUCAAAUGAGACACAUAGCCUGCCAAAAAUUGGGAAACCAGCUGAAAAGGUGACUGAAAGUAAAGGUCCUCCUUGGGAAUGUGAUGUAUGUGGGAAAAUACUUUGCAAUAAGCGGAGUCUUGAUUAUCAUAAACGACUGCACACUGGUGAAAAGCCUUAUGCCUGCAAACACUGUGGGGAAACUUUCAGACAUCACGGUAGUUUCAGAAAACACCAGAAAACGUAUGCAGACAAGCCACAUACUCUGUCCAAAACUUGGGAGUGUGAUGUAUGUGGGGAAAUACUUUCCCGUAAGCAAAGUCUUAUCUCUCACAAACGAAUUCACAUUGGUGAAAAGCCUUAUGCCUGCAAACACUGUGACAGAACUUUCUUAUUUUACAUUUACCUCAUCAGGCACCAGAGAACUCAUUCAAAUGAGACACAUGGUCUGCCCAAAACUGGAAACCCACCUGAACAUGGGAAUGACAGAAAACAUCCUACUUGGGAAUGCGAUGUAUGUGGUGACAUACUUUGCCGUAAGGAAACUCUUAUUGCUCACAAACGACGGCACACUGGUGAAAAGCCUUAUGCCUGCAAACACUGUGACAAAGCUUUCAGAGAUUACGGUUCUCUCAGAAAGCACCAGAGAGCAAAUCCAAAUGAGACACAUGGUCUGCCCAAAAGAAAAGGUCCUCCUUGGGAAUGUGAUUUAUGUGGGAAAAUACUUUGCCAUAAGCAAAGUCUUAUUGAUCACAAACGAGUACAUGCAGAUGAGAAGCCUUUCGUCUGUGAAGACUGUGGUAAAACUUUCAGUAAUUACAGUAAUUUCAGACAACACCAGAACACUCAUUCAGACAAAACUUGGGAAUGUGAUGUAUGUGGGAAAAUACUUCGCCAUAAGCGAAGUCUUAUGUGUCAUAAAAGACAGCACACUGGUGAAAAGCCUUAUGCUUGCAAACACUGUGGUGAAACUUUCAGUCAGCACAGAAAUUUCGCCCAACACCGGAGAACUCAUUCAAAUGAGACUCAUGGGCUGUCUACAAUGGGACAAACCAGCUGAACAGGGGACUGAAACAAAAUGUUCUCCUUGGGUAUGUGUUGUAUGUGGAAAAACGUUUACCCAAAAGGCAAGUCUCAUCAGGCAUAAGCAACUGCAGGUGAAAAGUCACAAUCCUCCACUGACCCUACACGUGAAAACGCAUCCACUGACUCUACAUGUGACGACAAAUCCAAAUCCACUGCUGCACCUCAUGAAAACACCUCCACCAUCUCUACACAUGAAAACACCUCCACCAUCUCUCCACAUGGAAACACACCCAGUGACUCUCCUCAUGAAAACCCAAAAGGUCUUGUCCAGGAAGAUUAUCACCAGGAGAACAAUGCAACAAGUGCUUCAGACUAAAAGCAGAACUAUGCCUCUUUUCCACUGCUGUUUUUCUGGUAGGCCUACAGCUCGACACAGCGCGACUUGGACACCAUUUUUUGCUUUUCAAAUAGGCAUGACACAGCUCAAUCGUGAAGCAAAUAGUGACGGCCAAGUCGCACUGUGUCAAGCUGUAGGCCUACCAGAAAACUGGUAGUGGAAAAGAGGUACUAGUUUACCACAUAAGAACCCAUACCGGAGAGAAGCCCUUAAAGUGUCCAUGUGAGCUCAGGUUCGCCAGAGUCUCUAAUCUCAAACGGCACCAAGUUAUACACAUGGAUGAAAAGCCUCACCUUUGCUCUGUUUACGGGAGGACUUUCAAUCGUGUUGAAGCACUGAGGACCCACCAGAGAGUUCACACUGGAGAGAAGCCCUACCAGUGCACCGUCUGUGAGGAGAGAUUCACCUACUUACAAACUCUGCAGACGCACCAGAAAACAGUGCACAACAUUGAAUUCCACAAGUGUCAACAAUGUGGUUAGAGUUUUAAAUCGUCUCAGGGUUUAAAAUCACAUGAGUGUACAUAUGGUGUGAAUAGCACUCUAGUAAAUGGGGAGGUGGGUGAAGCAUCUACGGCGCUUGGAGGAAUUAGAAGUGGCUCCUCGUAUGAAAAAGUUUCCCGACCCCGGUCUAAGGUUUUGAAAUUACAGCCCAGUACUUAAGGUUAAUGUGUAAAUAUGGUAAAAAUGUUUUUUUGUCUUUUUUUUAAUUUUUUUUUACGUCUUUCACUUUUGACAUCUUUUUUUCCGACACUCAAAAACAUUUCUAUUAAACGUUGUUUGGAGAUAGUCACAAAGAAACUGUGAAAGCCAAUUGUUUUAAAAUAAGACUUUCAACUGUUUACAUAUUCAUACAUGUAUGUAUUCUCAUUUAUUCAUCACUAGAAACCCAUAACGCUUUGAGGAUUAUCAUCACGUUUUGAUUAGAGCUGUAGCAAAUACUUUCAAAUCAUGAUGUUAUAUGCUCAACCGCAUUUGUUGUUCGAGUGAAAUUCUAGAACUACUGCAAAAAGUCUAUACCCUUGAAAGGGCUAAAAUUGCUGGGAGAUAUUAAAGUUGCCAGAGGUGUCCUUGACAAAAUGAAAGCGUGUUGUACUUUACAUUAAGAGAUGCUUUGUCAUACCGGAGGGUUUUCCUUCACUACUUGCAUAAUAAAAAUCCAUUUAGUUUAGUCAUA
Molecule: messenger RNA, 4555 nt
Organism: Engraulis encrasicolus (European anchovy)
Lineage: Eukaryota; Metazoa; Chordata; Actinopteri; Clupeiformes; Engraulidae
Product: zinc finger protein 37-like
Exons: 7
Coding region: 155-3016 (953 amino acids)
Source: RefSeq, a predicted model, not a curated record